GACGGGAAGGAGACAGUGAUGAAGGAGGUGUUCCCUGGGGACAGUGUGCACAGCCUGCUCAGCAUCCUCGACGUCAUCACGGGCCACCAGCGGCCGUACCGGACGGGGUGUGCCGAGGACUCCACCAUCCUGCGCCUGCCCGUGGAGGCCUUCUCUGCUGUCUUUGAGAAGUACCCCGAGAGCCUGGUGAGGGUGGUGCAGAUCAUCAUGGUGCGCCUGCAGCGCGUCACCUUCCUGGCUUUGCACAACUACCUGGGCUUGACCAACGAGCUCUUCAGCCACGUGAGUUGGGGCCAAAGGCUGUUCCCGCAGCCCGGCCACGCCGCGCGCACCAGCCCCGUGCGCCACGGCAAGAGGGGCCUCGGGGGCCCCGACGAGGCCAGGGAGGCAGGGUGAUCUCAUCCUACAGUUGACCCCCUGAAGACCGGAGGCCCGGAGAGCCCCGCGCCGCCGCCGCUGAGCCGCUGCAUCUCCAUGCCCGUGGACAUCUCUGGCAUCCAGAAGGGUCCUCGCUCCGACUUCGACAUGGCCUACGAGCGCGGGCGCAUCUCGGUGUCGCUGCAGGAGGAGAGCACGGGCACCAUGGGCACCUUCUCCCGGUCUGUCUCCCAGGAGGCCAAGGAGCGCAGGUCGGUGAUGGUGGAGGAGCAGCCACCUGGUGUCCACCACUACAGCUGCUGUGAGGACGACUCAGCCCCUGGGGACUGUCCCUUUGGUCCCUACCAGGGUCGUCAGAUCAGCACCAUCUUCGAGGCGGCCAAACGGGAGCUGGUCAAGCUCAUGAAGGUGGAGGACCCUUCUCUCCUCAACAACCGUGUCUUGCUCCAUCAUGCCAAAGCUGGGACAGUCAUUGCCCGUCAAGGGGACCAGGACGUGAGUCUCCACUUCGUGCUGUGGGGCUGCCUGCACGUCUACCAGCGCAUGAUCGACAAGGCCGAGGACGUUUGCCUCUUCCUGACCCAGCCUGGGGAGAUGGUGGGACAGCUGGCCGUGCUCACCGGGGAGCCCCUCAUCUUCACCAUCAAGGCCAACCGCGACUGCACCUUCCUCAAGAUCUCCAAGUCGGACUUCUAUGAGAUCAUGAGGGAGCAGCCCAGCGUGGUGCUGAGCGUGGCCCACACCGUGGCCGCCCGGAUGUCGCCCUUCGUGCGCCAGAUGGACUUUGCCAUCGACUGGAUGGCGGUGGAGGCCGGGCGGGCGCUCUACAGGCAGGGCGACAAGUCGGACUGCACCUACAUUCACGUUGGGCUCGACGACCUUCUCCUGCAGGUGGAAGCCCUGACCCGGCAGCCUCGGGCCACCACCGGGCACGCGGUGCGGGACACGGAGCUGGCCAAGCUGCCUGAGGGCACCUUGAACAACAUCAAGCGUCGGUACCCCCAGGUUGUCACCCGCCUCAUCCACCUCCUGAGCCAGAAGAUCUUGGGCAACCUCCAGCAGCUCCGCGGGCCUUUCGCGAGUUCUGGCUUGGGCAUGGCCUCCAGCUCGGAGCCCACCAACCCCACCAGCAACCUGUCCACGGUGGCGGUGCUGCCGGUGUGUGACGAGGUCCCCACGGCCGCCUUCACGCUGGAGCUCAAGCACGCGCUCAACGCCAUCGGUCCCACGCUGCUCCUCACCAGCGACAUCAUCCGUGCCCGUCUCGGCUCCUCGGCCCUGGACAGCAUCCAGGAGUACCGGCUGUCGGGCUGGCUGGCGCAGCAGGAGGACAUUCACCGCAUCGUCCUCUACCAGACCGACGGCACCUUGACCCCCUGGACCCUGCGCUGCAUCCGCCAGGCAGACUGUGUCCUCAUCGUGGGGCUGGGGGGCUGCUCCCACAUCGGGGUGCUGAAGGCACUGGAGGAGUCGGGGAUCCCCAUCGACCUGGUGGGCGGCACCUCCAUCGGCGCCUUCAUCGGGGCCCUGUACGCCGAGGAGCGCAGCGCCGUGCGCACCAAGCAGCGCGCGCGGGAGUGGGCCAAGUGCAUGAACUCGGUGUUUGAGACUGUCCUGGACCUCACCUACCCCAUCACCUCCAUGUUCUCGGGCUCAGCCUUCAACACCAGCAUCAACAAGGUCUUCCAGGACAAGCAGAUCGAGGACCUGUGGUUGCCCUACUUCAACGUCACGACCGACAUCACAGCCUCGGCCAUGCGGGUGCACACGGACGGCUCCCUCUGGCGCUACGUGCGCGCCAGCAUGACCCUCUCGGGGUACCUGCCGCCCCUCUGCGACCCCAAGGACGGGAACUUGCUGAUGGACGGGGGUUACAUCAACAACCUGCCAGCCGACAUCGCGCGCAGCAUGGGCGCCAAGACCGUGAUCGCCAUCGACGUGGGCAGCCAGGACGAGACCGACCUGUGCAACUACGGGGACAGCCUGUCUGGGUGGUGGCUCCUCUGGAAACGGCUCAACCCUUGGGCUGAGAAGGUCAAGGUGCCCGACAUGGCAGAGAUCCAGUCCCGUCUGGCCUACGUGUCCUGCGUGCGGCAGCUGGAGGUGGUGAAGAGCAGCUCCUACUGCGAGUACAUCCGCCCGCCCAUCGACCGCUUCAAGACCAUGGACUUCGGCAAGUUCGACGAGAUCUAUGACGUGGGCUACCAGCACGGCAAGGUGGUCUUUGAGGGCUGGAGCCGCGGGGACAUCAUCGAGCAGAUGGUGAAGGACCGACGCUCCGCAGACUUCUACGAGAGCAAACGCAUGGACGUGUCCUCCUGUCCCUCAUCAUCAUCAUCUUCCU
Molecule: messenger RNA, 2722 nt
Organism: Chaetura pelagica (chimney swift)
Lineage: Eukaryota; Metazoa; Chordata; Aves; Apodiformes; Apodidae
Gene: PNPLA6
Product: patatin-like phospholipase domain containing 6
Biological process (GO): lipid metabolic process
Cellular component (GO): endoplasmic reticulum
Molecular function (GO): phosphatidylcholine lysophospholipase A1 activity
Source: RefSeq, a predicted model, not a curated record